Messenger RNA from Orbicella faveolata, 5264 nucleotides. Its product is annotated as demethylmenaquinone methyltransferase-like. The record is from RefSeq and is a predicted model, not a curated record. Lineage: Eukaryota; Metazoa; Cnidaria; Anthozoa; Scleractinia; Merulinidae.
AAGAAAAAUGUUUGUUGUACUUUAAAAUAUCUUACAGUAACCGUGAAGAACGCGAGAUUUCCUUUCGCGUUCUUCUCGCCCCCAGGAUCUCGCGCGGCCGUUCUUCUCGCCCCAGGAUUUCGCGCGGUCAUUUUUUUUCUCGCGGUUUUCUUUCGCGUCACGCACGACGGACUAAGCGAAAGAGGGACUACUCGUAGUCUACGCCCAAGGGAUUGUAAUUAUUUGCUAAAACAAAUCGAGUCGCUAGUUUAAUCAAAGAUGAUAUCAAGGUAAGCGAAACCACCAAAGUUUCAAAUCUCUACGGAUCCCUAUUUAUAGCCGUGUCAAAUUAACCGUCGCUUCGAUUGAGUAACCGUACAUGUCGGCGGGAUGUGUGUCAGUAAGACGCGGACUCGAGGUCGGGGUCGGGGUAGGGGCCGGGGUCUCAUUUUUUACAUUUUUUUUUUCCUUCUCUCUUUAAGUUUCUCUUUUAACGUCUUUUUUUUUUUUCUUUAUUUUUUAAUGUUAACUCCGAUUUCUCGCGAUUUGUAUCAGCAGUGCAUUAUUGCUAUAUCUUUGCAUAUAAAGAAAAUUAAAUGCAGUGGAGCUCAUUUGUUAGGUACAUCACCGCAAACAACCCUCGUCACAUUUCAGUCAAAACAGUCAAAUAGAGAACAUGCACACAUUUCUUUCCUUUAAGGGAUCCACUAUUGAAGCCUAUAAAAGUAAGUCUCGAAAGCUUAGUAUAGAUGGUUUUCACGUGACGUCAAAACGUUCUGAGAUUCAAAACUAAACAGCCACCAGAGGCUCUAUCCUCAUCAGGCAUAAGAGGUGCAAAACAUAUAUUGUUGACAACGUUUCAGCUCAAUAGCGUCCUUCGUUUGGAAACCAGUGGAUUUUGAACUUCAGGUUUACGGCAGUGCGUGACAUAGGGCUACAAUCGCGUUCGUCGAUAAAUAUAUACUUACUCCGUGAUUUUUAGCCAUUUGUGAAGUAAAGGUAUCAGGAAAAGAUUUUAUGUGAAUGUAUGUUUUUGCGGUAAAUAUAGUCAGUGGCCUAGAUAACCAAAGUAAGUUUCAGAUGGUUACACUAUUUUCCGGCCGCCAUAUUGAUGUACUACAGAGCUUCGCUAACAUGGCGGCUCCAUACUGAGAAGUAAAUUUGUGCGACACUUAUUGACAAAUUUCUGAAGUUUGGGAAAACGCACCGACCUAAAACUUGUAGAAGUUUUUUCUUUUAUUUAUUUUUUAUAAGAUCGCAUUUUCUUGACUUCAUCCACCAAAUGGUUUUUGAUUUAUUUUUUCCAUUGCGCAACAGUCAAAACAAUCUAUAGCAACCUCGUUCCCAGGGUCUCAUGGAAGGCGGUGUAGGUGUUUAUGAUAAGUUUUGCUUUAUCCUAGUUCACGAAUUUGUUAGUUCAAGGCAAACAAAUCUGUUUUUCCUCGCUUCGUUUCUUGCGAGAGUAUGACCUAGUCAAUUCACGGAACUACCAGAAUGAGCAGCAUCGAGUGUACAUACUAAGAUUUCGAGACGAAUUAUUUUUAGAGGCUUUUAAAAAUCCUUAUUUAACCUAAUGAUGGAUCUCUUAAUUUUCCACUAACUCGACUAACUCAUGGCCUUUUUUUGCAGAAAUCAGCGCGCUGAACUAGAAAAUAAAUUUGUGCCGCUUCUAUAUUCGACUGUCUUGACUGAAAUGUGACGCGGAUUGCUUGAGAUGAUGUGAAAAAAUGAGCUCCACCGCAUCUUGUUCUCUUCAUAUGCGAAAAUAUUGCAAUGAUGCACUGCUGAUGUAAAUCGCGAGAAAUCGGAAUUUGGGAUGAAAAAGAAAAGGAAAGAAAGAAGACCUUGGAAAACAAAAUUAAAGAAAGAAAAAAGAAAGAAAAUUAUAAAAAAGAGACCCGACCCCGACCCCGGCCCCGAGACCGCGUUUUACUGACACCCCAAAGUUUAAAUCUUUUCCCUAUUUAUAGCCGUGUCAAAUUAACCGUCGCUUCGCUUGAGUAACCGCACAUGUCGGCGGGAUUCUUGUUUUCCAAAAUCCCGCAAACUAGGUACUGGAUGUGGUUCUCAAUACAAAAGGAUAGCUAUUAUUUAGACUUUCAGUAACAUAUAAAGACAGAGGGUGUAUCUUGGGCCAAAGCGAAAACCAAAAACUAAAUUUAGAGAUCCGUGACCGAUGCAAUACAUCGGUUUUCUGUGGUUUCUGUGGUUGAAGAUCUCGCUCGUGAUUGGUUAUAACACAAUAAACAUUCCAGACAUACUUUAGGUGUUAAUGAUUUUCUGAGUUUGACAGCAUUGUCAGUAUUGAAAUCAACCGUGAAAAGCUAAAAAUGUGCAUCGCAUGUCAUGACAAAGCGGACGCGGACGCGCACGACAUGUUGACCUAGUUUGAGAGUUAAGCGGUCAGGAGAAGAGGUCACCAAGCAGAAAGAGAAGGGAAUAUCUGACUCUCAGGGUACCUUUGCUUAUUAACCCCCGAGUCUAUACAUCAUGACUUCACUAACCACUAACACUGCUGCAGAGGGAUACAAGGAAAGCUCUCUUCCCGUACAAAACGAGUCCGGCAAAACGUUCAUACGAGUGAACGUGAACCCUCAGCCCGGAGACACCAUCUUGGAUUUAGGCUGCGGUACAGGAGGGCUGUCUGCAUACCUGGCCGAACUCGUCGGACCCAAGGGAAAAGUUGUGGGUGUUGAUCCUGACAAGGAGCGACUUCAACUAGCUCGGCAAUCUUACGGUGACAUAAAGAACCUCUCCUUCAUCGAAGGAAGCUCUUCGCAGUUCCCAGGUAUUAGAUCAGAGAUGUACGACAUUGUCUUUAGCAACUAUGUAAUUCAGUGGAUUCCUGACAAAGAUAACGCGUUCCAGAACAUGUAUACAAGCCUUAAAUCCGGCGGCAAAGUGGCAGCGCAGUAUGUCAGCUAUCUUUACCCAUUCAUGCUGAACGCCUUUCAGGAGCUAAAUCCAGAGAAGGCAGCGCAAAUAAUCGGCAUGUUCAACUUUGAAGAGAGGGCAAAAAUCGAGCAGUACUGCUCUGCCGCCGGAUUCCAUAUAAUCAACAGCUACGACACUGAAAGUGCACAGUUUGUGUUUGAAAGCACUGACGGGUUUCUUAAGUGGCUUUGGUCAACUACGAACGGUUUGUUUGAUCCUAAGCUGGUAACCGAAGAACGCUUGCAGAGAUAUCAUCCGUAUUCAAGCCCGACAGGUGGAAAACCACUGGAUUUCCGCGGAAUCAAGGAGGAAACGACUGUGUGUCGACUGCUGGCAGUGAAAAAAGUCUAUUAGAACAGUAAAUUUGUUAUCAGACUUUAGUUGUUUGAACUGUCAAUUGCCAUACCUCUGACCAGUGGACUAUUUUUGACGAUGUCAUGCAAUUUCAGGGGUUUCAUUAAGAGCCGGGCACCGCGCAAAUUGACCCGCGGCUGUGAGGAUGAUUUUGCCCGCCUGAUUUGACAAUCUUGGGAACUCAAAGUUUUUCUUUGAAAGAAGUUCAGUUCGAAGAGGUUUUGCCCGCCUGUGAGAACCAGUUACCCUCCUACUGAAAAUGUUACUGAAAUCCCUGUGCAACAUUAACAAUGUUUCGCAUUUUUCAUAGAAAACAGAAAUUCAACUCCAUCGAUUGAUUUAGUGUGCCAAUAUAGUAACCCUGCGCAGUUUUAUAAGAAACCAUUUUUAACUCAUGGAAGUAUGUGACCCCAAACGCGCCAAUUUCUACAAAGAAAUGUAUGCCUGGGGGCAAUAUUAACGAAAGGCUUGCUUAAGGCUGCUGAUUAGAGACAAAGGUUAACAGAAAACCAACCAACGCCGAUGAUCGCAUUUUACAUUGCCGUAGCCUGGGGAGCAGGUCGUCGUAGCCGCGAGCGCGAAAUCGAGCAGCAAAGCCGCGAGACGAGACUCCUCACCGCAGGAUCGCUUUGCUCUUUGCCGCUCGCGCAUGUAACAUUUCCCAAGUCAUGUAGACAGCAGAUAACAGAAAUCACUUCUGCAUACCAUGUUGAACCAGGCCUGCCGGCUCUCGCCCACUUGACAAUAUUUUUCUGAGGAAUGCGAACAGUUUAAAACAAUAUAUGUAUUCAAGACUUAAUUAUCAAGCGAACUUUGAACUAAACCGUAACUCGUUUCACUACCUCACAGGCCUCUGACACACACAGGUUACCAUAACGACAACCAUAGCCUGCGUGAAUGGCCGGAUUUUGCGCGAGUGCUUUCGUUUUGGUGGCGAAGUCAUUGAUGCGUGAACGCGAGUGGCGAAGCCCGCGAGAGAACAAAAUGGCGGCUCCGCCACCAAAAAAAACACUUCUUAACGAAUCCCGGACAAUCCCGAAAACCCCCUCACGAAGACUCCACACGUAUCAAACAGAAGUCCGCGGAUGUUGCACAAUGUCAACUUAAAGACUUAAAAAGCAAAAUCGAUAAGGGAAUCCAACCAGUCUUUAUCCUCGGGAAAAGCAGGAAAAUCCUACAAGAAGUUAAGAUGCAAAACUGAGCCAAAACCAGCCAUUCUAAAUGACCUGCGUCAUGCAGGUCAUGUCGUCAACACCUCCACAAACAAGUUGAAGAACAAAAGAGAUCGGAGAGCAGAAGAGAUCUUUCCGUGCAAAGCUUUCCACAUAGGAUUACUUGCUCCCAAUUUUUAUACCCAUAAUUACAUUCACAAAUUCUUCACCGCAUUUUUCCACGCUAGAACUUGAUACUGUAACUGCGAAACGUUGUUCCCUAAUGAUUUCGCUAGUUACAUAAAUUCGUAUGAAAUGAAGCAGAAUCGGUGUCCGAAAACUAAUGAAUGAUACAUUUGCGAAUCAAAAGUGUGCAAGUAAUUUGCCGGUGAAAACCGCUUCAAAAGAUUUGAAACAUAAAUAUAAAAAAAAAAAAACUUAAAAAAAGUUAGUUAACAGUAGCAAAAAAAAAAAAGCAAAUAAAACAAUCAAAGACUCUUUACGCCAACUCGUGAUAGUUGACACGGACAUGCCGAUAAUUAUAAUACAUAUGACAAGGGUGGUCAAAAGGUUUUGAGGAGUUUGUAUGUUGCGUGGCACAGUACUUCUAUGAUAUGAAUUUCCUCCAAAAUUUUCUCGCAAAAACCUUCACUUGCCCAUCGUGUGAGCCGAGGACAGAAACCAUUAACCUGCAAAAGCCCUAGGUUAUGGCACAUGACUUCCUUUGCAUGCUGCUGAGGGCAACACACCCCUGAUUUUCUUCAACUACCAUAUUUUCUCCCUUCCUAGCUUCGUGAUUGGCAAGUUAAAGAUUUAGUCUGGCACGCAAACACAACAGAGAAACAG